Molecule: messenger RNA, 11082 nt
Organism: Planococcus citri (citrus mealybug)
Lineage: Eukaryota; Metazoa; Arthropoda; Insecta; Hemiptera; Pseudococcidae
Product: ankyrin repeat and SAM domain-containing protein 1A-like
Exons: 19
Coding region: 1553-5503 (1316 amino acids)
Cellular component (GO): cytosol
Molecular function (GO): protein binding
Source: RefSeq, a predicted model, not a curated record
UGGCGAAUAAAAGCCCGAGCUUUCUGUCGUGCGAAAGACGACUCGAAGCCGUACCUAGAAGAAGUUGUAAUUUCGUGAGUACUUCAAACGCCGCCGCGCCGUGAAGAGGGUCGUUACUUGACGCGAUGACCUGAUCGAUAAACGCGGAAAUGAACGAAAAAGGGCAUUUACAUCGCCUUUACCUUUCUUAUUUCUCUUAUGGUUCUAGAUGUGCUACCGUUGGCGAAAUAAAAAUCACCUCGUGCGAAUCGGUCAACUUUUUCGCGGUGGAAAUGUCGAUGUUGAGGUCAGUUUUUGACACGAGCUAGGAGAGGGCUCGUGGUUCGGAUUUCGCUGGAAUUUUUUGAAGUUUUUGGUUGGAAGGAAUUUUACGAUGAGAAGGUUUGAAAUUUGAAGGAUGUUUAUGGUGUAUAAUUGUACGAAGAAGUCGAGUGGUUGGAUUCGAAUUGUCAUAUACGAAGUUUUCUUCGAAUUGUUGUUAUUUGUACGUUUAAGUGAACGAACUUCGAAGUACAUAUCGUAGUCGUAAAAUUCUUUGUUUGACUUGAGAUAAUUUUUUCGACGAUAAUUUGACGUAUUUAUGAAACGAUAAAUAAUUUUUCACUCGAGUUGAUUUUUUUGGGCCUUGAAAUAGGUAAUCAGAAUUGGAAAAAUCGUGGAAAAAAUAUUUUCAGAAUUCAUGACGAAUAAAAUCAUUCUUCGAACAAAUUAUUAAAAACUUGGGUCCUGAAAAAUUCUCUUUCUAGUGAUAAGAAAAAUUUCACCUAUGAAUCAAAUCGAACCAAUCUAUGAAUGGACGGUUGACUGAUUUCAUUUCACGAAAUCAACGAAAUAAAAUCCACUUCCACUGCAAUGUAAUUGACCAAUGCUCCGAAUUUAAUCUAAAAUUUGAUUCGAUUUUUCCCAGAAUAAUGAAUUAUCUCAAGCAACGAACACAAUUACAUAUUAUCAGCUAAUUAAUCAUUCGGAUAAAUACAUAUCUUGUAUAUGUACUUUAAAAUCUCUUCGAAUUAGCUCAACUGAUAAUCUCUAGUACCUUCUACGUCACUAUUUUCAGUUGUCAAAAGUCGAAAGAAAACUUCCUCACUUCGUCUUUUUUUCCCAUCAUGUCGAUGACUGAAAAAUCGAAAACACCUCGUGGCUCGUUCACAACUCAGCCAACGCCUCUGCCUCUGUCUGCGGGUAUUUUCUAUUUUCCACCACAGAAGGCAAGGCACCUGUAGAGCCAAAGCUGCCAGUAAAUAAGUGAAAUAAUUCCGCAUCGUGUAUUUUGCCCGUUCGUUCUCGUUUGUAAACUGUUGCACGUUAUGUUUUUAUUCGACGAUGACGACGACGACGAUGGUAGAAGCUCGAUCCUGGUUUGAGGAGGGGUCCGGGAGCCAAUGUCCAAGAUACCAGCGGAUAUUCGGCUCUGCAUCAUGCAGCUCUCAACGGGCACAAAAAAAUAGUAGAAUUAUUACUGACGAACGAAGCAUCGGCGAAUAUUGUAGACGUUAAAGGAUCAUCCCCGUUACAUUUGGCAGCUUGGAGCGGUAAUGUGGAUAUCGUACGAAUGCUAUUAUGCCACGGACCUUCGAUUCCUAAUGUUAAUUUAAUGACCAAAGAUAAUGAAACGGCGUUACAUUGCGCGGCUCAGUAUGGGCAUACCGAAGUGGUAUGCUUGUUAUUGGAACAUUCCUGUGAUCCCACCAUUAAAAAUAAUAAGUACGAAACAGCUCUUGAUCUCGCAGCCCAAUACGGCAGGUUAGAAACUGUCGAUUUACUAGUCAGAACACACCCGGAAUUAAUUCAACCAUAUAAUGGUCCUUCCAGUGUGAAUUCCAUAUUUCCCCACACUCCGUUACAUCUCGCCAGUCGAAACGGACACAAAGCUGUUGUCGAAGUGUUACUCGAAGGAGGUAUGAACGUCAACGUUCGGACUGGUUCCGGAACGGCGCUUCACGAGGCUGCAUUAUGCGGCAAAACCGAGGUUGUGCGUACAUUAUUAGAGAACGGGAUAGAUUUAAAUAUUAGAGAUGCCCAGAAUAAUACGGUCAUCGAAGUAUUAAAACAAUUUCCGUGCCAUGUGGUACAUGAUAUUUACUCCUUAAUCAAAAAAUACCGAGCAAUGUAUAACGAACGAGAUGAUCUCUUUCCAACGUCUUUACUAGGCAGUCCUUUCGAUAAUUUAGAUUCAGCUUCACCAAGCAGUGUCUCUUCGAUGUAUUACGACUCGUAUGAAAGGAGAUUGUCUAGUUCGUGUUCGAUUUCAACUGCAUCGGAUAUACUGCAUAAUCGCUACAGCUCGUAUAAUCAACCAGGCUUGUCGAAGUCACUAAUGGACACGAAUUAUCUGCAAGAUGAUCUAUCGUGUUCGCGAUCUCGCGACUUCGACUCAGUCAGCGUUUGCUCAACAGCCUCUAGUAGUUGCAGUCGCGAUAGAAGGUCUCCGUACAAUAUGCACGGAACUAGUGGUCAGUUACCUAGUCCUGGAUCUUUAAGUAAUAAGAUUUCGCCUACCCCACCAAAGAAACCUCCUAGAAGGAAUUUAUCCAUAUCGCCUACCCACGCGACGUCCGGUAUGUUAUUGUCUUCCGAUCAAAAUGGUUACGAUUCGUGCGACUACGCUUACAUCAGGAAUAGCUCGCAAGAUCAACUAGAAUACAGCGAUGGACAGAUGACGAAUGGAAAUCGUAAAACUCGCGAUGGCGUCCUCAGACGCGGCAAGUCCGCCGAACACUACGGUGACAACAAGUUCCGGCACAGCGUCAUGAUCGACGUGAAUGAAAAACCCAACGUCAUGGUUCGAGGCAAAAGUGAAGAUCUGCAACUGCUCGAUCCGAAAUUCCAACCUAUAGCCAUCACAUCGGUCCAUGGCAAUAUACCCUAUCGUACGACGAAUCCUCGACGUAAACUACGCAGACAUACCAACGACAAACUCUCGGACGGUUACGAUCCAUCGGUAAUCCUAUCUCGAGGAGAUUUGCCAUUUCGCAAAGUCAACGAACCGAACCGAUCUCCUAUUACUAUCGAAAGAAUCAUUGUCGCGUCAGCCGAUAGGACCAAUUCGAAUACGAUGAAAUCGUCUCAAGAGAGUUUACUCAACGAUCAUGGGAACGUGAGGAGGCAGCCUUUACGUAAUUGUCCUCUGAGCCCGACGCAUUACCAGCAACCUCCGACACCCGAUCAUCCUCCUCCUUCUGCUGUUCAGGCUGAGAAACGGAUACAUGAUCGGAUCCGGCCUUUGAGUCAGGAGUACAGUAAUUUGAAACGUAAAUCGAGGGAUAUCGAAACGGAAACCGAAGAGGAGUUGUUACUUUUGGUCUUUCCGGGUACUGCUUACGACGCCACGUCCAACGGAUCGCUGUCCAGUAGUGUUUCAUUGAGCGAUAAAAGCGUCUCGACCGAUAAUAAUACCGUCGAAGAAUACGUCGGUGAUGUACCAUUUGCAGUUUGGAACCUCCCUCUCAGGGGCUAUUUUGGGUUUUGGGAUCAAAUGGUGAUCAAAAAUGAAAUCAUUGCCCUCAAAAACCCGUGUAACAGAAGUUUUGACUUUUUAUGUGCAAAACUCCAGGUUUAUCCAAUCACAUUUUCCAUCCGGACCACUGUGCUGGACUCGUUUAAAAAGAGACUAUUCAAAGGGUCCAUUACACCGGAGGUGGAAACAUCCGCUAAUUAUAAUAAACUCGUUAGGCCGACAACGCUUAGACAAUUGAAAAACAUCUACAAUCCGGAUGAAUACGCAGAGAACGGAUGCAGAGAUGGUAAAUCGGCUGACUACACCGUGAGCGUAUCUCCAACCAACAACCGCGGAGUUACGAAUAAUUCUGCAUCGACCAAUGGAACCGAUAAAAAUGUAUCUAUGUCUAUUCUAAGUCCAUUCGACGAACAAGAAGAAUGGGCUAAGAUAUCCGAAAUCAUGGCAUCGUUUGGAAAAACUUUCAAUCACGAGUCUAUCGUCACCGAAUUAGAGCAGGAAUUCGAAACGAGAUUGGGUAUUAACAGAGCGGAAUCACAGCAAAAUCACAUAGAGACAUCUCCCGUCGUGCACACCUCAGUUAGUCAAUGGUUAACGUGGUUAGGAUUACCAGAAUACGAAAACGCUUUCAUUAAUUUCGGAUACGACGAUAUAAAUUUCAUCAACGGCGUUAUCAAUGACUGCGAUCUAAAAGAGAUCGGCGUGAUGAACGAGAACGAUCGUGAAAACGUUCUAAAACAAAUUUACAGUUUACCUAACCGAGUCGGCGAUUUUUGGAUGUCGACUAAAAGCGCAGUCACUGGUGAUGUUACUAAGGAUCUAGUCAAAGAAUGGUUGGACAGCAUAGGAUUAGCGUGUUAUUUGGAAACGUUUCGUAAAAAUUUAUUCACCGAAAUGGAUAGAAUAAAACGGAUAUGGGAGGUCGAGUUGACGGCCGUUUUAGAAAUUACCAAACCCGGCCAUCGACGCAGAAUGCUGGCUUCCGUUAACGUCGGUAAAUUGCAGUGCGCCCAAUCAAUUAAUGACCCAUCCUUAUCGAGUAAUUUAGACGAUCUGCACGCCGACCUAGACCAGUUGAAAAACAAUAUUCAAGAACUAGAAGACGAAAUCAGAACGAAAAGCACUCCAUCGUCUACGACGACGACGAAUACCGGAAAUACAACGUCAGCAACAACAGUUCCCAGCGAAAGUGGAACUUUGCGACAUAGGAAAAAAUCACGACCUGCUCCGCCUCCACCUCCUUUGGCUGAACCAGAUGUAGAAAUCAGAAAUCCUUCGGAGUUACUGGUUGGUGUACCGGCUACAUUGAAGACUCAGUGGCCCCAUAAGCCCAAAGCUCUCGUCACCGGUACCGUUGAUUACGUGGCUUUGUAUUUAGGCUCGACUGUUGUGAAAGAACUCCGAGGCACGGAAUCUACCAAAAAAUCGAUACAAAAGCUGAAAAAAUCCACAUCAAUAGUCGACUGUCGAGUUACCUACGACAUCAUAUUGGCGAUUUCGUAUAGAGGCGUGAAAUUCCUAAAUGUUUCCGAUCAUUCGUUGAUUUGCGAACAUGAAAUUCGUAACAUUCAUUGCGCCUGCCAGGAUUCCGAAGAUCUGACGCAUUUUGCGUAUAUUACCAAAGAUCGCGCUAGCAAGACGCAUUAUUGUCACGUAUUUUGCGUUCAGACUAUGGAUCAAGCUUUCGAAGUGAUUUUAACCUUAGGCGAAGCAUUCGAAGUAGCCUAUCAAAUGGCGCUAAAAGAACAUUUCGGCGGUAACUCUCGUUCCGCCUCGAAUCACACUAGAUCUCAUUCUGUGAAUACCAUUAACUACCCAAACGCCGAAUCUCAAUCGAGUCAUUCGCGAUCCCAUUCCAUAAACGAUAUCCUAGAUGGGGGCAGCAGCAGCGGUGGCGGACCAUCGACCGGUAUAACCACGAAAAAUGUCCACGCCAGAUCGCAUUCUGUUACCGAUAUCAAAAUCCUGAAUGGUAACGGCCUUUCCAAAGGGUUAUCGCUGGCUUCACCUACCAAAGCUCCUAUCGCCGUGACCGAAGAUAUUUAGAAAAAAAAUCACCUGCGAGUUCAUUUUACCAAAACACAACAACAAUCUCGGCUUAGCGACGUUAUUAAUUUUUUUCGACUUUGAUUUUUGUUAGGUUUACGUUUCUUUAUUUUUAUUAUUUUUCGUAAAUGUUCCUCUUUGAAAUUUUAUUAUUAUUAUUUUUUAACCUAUUUUUCCUUUAUUUUUCUUUCAUUUUUGUUUUAUUUUUUUUUAAUUUUGUGAAUUUCUAGUAAAACGAUAUAUUUUUUAUAACGUAGAGUUUCGAAUAUUUAUACAUAGUUGAAUGAAUGGAGGCGUUUGCAACAAUGACCUAAUUUUUAUUCUGUUUGUAUUGCCAGAAGUCAUCAGAUUGCGCACAUGAGUUGAUUUUUUCCCCAAUGUGUGCCAGAUUAAUUGAAAUUUAGUAUCGUAUUUUAUGCAGGCCUACGAGUCGUCGAUAUUAUAUCGAUUUUUAAAUUACGUAGAAUCAUAAAUGGCAUUUUCGAAGCUACUUUUUCUUUCUUAAUCGCUUUUUAUACGAAUUUUCUGUAUUUUUAUUUAUUUGUUUUUCUAAUCAUCCGUAGCCCAUAAUCUUUUAAAAAUCUUCCAGCUUGCUCAUUCUUUAUUUUUGUAUCUACAUGUAUGAUUUUACAAAUUAUUUUUUUGUGUAACGACUGAACACCAUUUUUAUGUUUUGAAAACGCGCAACAAAUUUUUAUUUUAUUUUUCAAAUUUUUAACUCAUGAUUUUGCGAUUAUUCGCCAUAUUUUUACAUUUUUAUACUUUUAUACGUUAAUAGCAUUGCUCAAAGUUUAUAAGUAAAGGGAAAAAAAGCUACUGUCCAUUUCACUGGUACAAUCGCAUUUUUACACCGGCUAAAGAACGGUGAAAUUUUUCAUUUUGAGUUUAAUCCUAGUAACAACGCUACACUUUCAUUAUGUUUAAAGCGAACUUCCAUUUUAGUAAUGGAUUUUUUUUAGUUUAAUGCCUGCAUUUACUACUACCUACUAUACGGAUACACGAAAGCAAUACGUAGUUUUUAAACGAGGUAUCUCCUGUAUGCAUAACUGAAGUUGAAAGAAAACAGCUCUUUUUAUAUGGUUGCCUACUCAUUCGAAUACAGGCGCGAUGAAUACGUAUACGAAAUAUCAUAGCAAUGCCUUUUUUACUGUACUCGGAACAUUUUUACGGACCAAUAAUUACGUUAUAGUAUGUUUUUAAAGACUGCAAUAUUUUCAGGUAUUGGGCUGUAUAAAUUACUGAUAGUUUUAUUUACAGAGGUGAAAUAUUUUUCGUAUUUUUUUCUCCCCCAGCUUGUUUAAAGUUUUAAUUUUCAACUAAAAAUCGAGUUAAUUAAAAUGGAAUUGGUUAUUACGAAGAAAACAGGAGUUACUCGUGUUUAAAAAGAAAUGGGCAAGAUGACAAGUUUGAAAUAUGAUUUUACUUGGCUGGAGAAGCACUGAUGGUCCAAUUUUAAGUUAUCGAUAUUUUUGCAUAUUUAAGAGGAUGUUCACGUUACUUUUGAUGAUGGUGUUUAUGGAGUCAUUCCAAAUCAAUUCGUCGGGUUGGGAAGGGGGUGGUUCGGUUUUGCUUUUUUCCCCUUUCAUCAUCCAUUCAUUUCACAACUAUAUAAAAAAAAAGAAAAAUAAAAAAAAAUGGUUUGCCCAAGUCUCCUUUGAGGGGAGUCUCUCAAAAUCAGGUUAAAAUUCAAAGUCCCUAAAUUUGGUUAAAAUUGAAACCCCCCCCCGCUCUAUGCCUUCAAAGAUGGUGAAGAUACUGAAUAAAGAUUGCGAAUGACGUGCAAUCUGUCCUGUUUUUUGGGGGGGGGAGGGAGGUAAGUGUGGUUAGUUCAAACUUAAAUUUGUUCUGUACACUUUCACCUCCCUUCCCCCACCAUUUUGAAAAAAUGUCACUUAUUUGAGGUCCUUCUUAAUGGGGGUUUAACCCCUUGGUGUGUUUUCAGCUGCUAAUUUUUAAAAAAAAAAGAGUGUUGAGGUGCUCGAAAAGGCCAAUGUACUUACAAAAAAUGAGUGAAAAUUUGAACUAAACAUGUUCUUAGAAACGUAUGGUCCACAGUUCAACGGACGGAAAUUGUUCAGUUCGCUGGCAUUUUGGUGGCUCAAAAAAUUCAGUUGGCUUUUCGUGAAGGGUGCAGUCGAAUUUUCAAGGCCACGACCCCCUCCAAUUUCGAGUUAUAGUGAACAAUUGUGAAAAUAUUCAAAAGUGACUUUGCAAUCUAUAAAAGUGGGGUAAAAUUUCGCGAGAAAUUCAAAUAUUUUGAUAAAUCUGAUUUUUAAGCAUUAAUUUUGAGCUCGAAAUUGAGUCUGAAUUUUUGGGAUUUUUGAAGAAAUGUCAUGUGACUUCAAAAUAGAUACACAUUUUGGCAAAAAUGUUUUUAAAAGUAUUUUUGAAAAAAUACCUCCAAAAAUUUUUCAACCAAGUGCUUUUGAAAAAUUUUGAGGAAUUUUGGGGCCAAAAUUCGAUAACGAUUUUCAAAAGAAUUUUAUGCUCAAAAUUGGAUUAUGAUUUUCAAUCUCUUCAAAAAAAAGUCGUAUGUGACCUUAGAAUUAUGGGUUAAAAUUUUGUGAGAAAUUCAAAUAUUUCCCCAAAAAUAUUUUUUGAGCAUUUCUGAAGAAUUUUGAGGUCAAAAUUAGAUCAUAAGAUUCUUCGGAAUUUUUGAAAAAGUACCAUGUGACCUAUCAAAAUGGGUUAAAAUUUUGUGAGAAAUUCAAAUAUUUCACCAAAAAUAUUUUUUGAGCAUUUCUGAAGAAUUUUGAGGUCAAAAUUAGAUCAUAAUAUUCUCCGGAAUUUUUGAAAAGGUACCAUGUGACCUAUCAAAAUGGGUUAAAAUUUUGUGAGAAAUCCAAAUAUUUCACCAAAAAUAUUUUUUGAGCAUUUCUGAAGAAUUUUGAGGUCGAAAUUAAAUCAUAAUGUUCUUCGGAAUUUUUGAUAAAGUACCAUGUGACCUAUCAAAAUGGGUUAAAAUUUUGUUAGAAAUCCAAAUAUUUCACCAAAAAUAUUUUUUGAGCAUUUCUGAAGAAUUAUGAGGUCGAAAUUAGAUCAUAAUUUUCGGUGUUUCUGAAAAAAAGGUCAUGUGACCUAUCGAAAUAGAUUGAAAUUUCGCGAAUAAUUCAAAUAUUCCAACGAAAAUAUUUGUUGAACAUUUUAAAAGAAUUUCGUCUCGAAUAUUAAAAAAAGUGCCAUACGUUCCAUCAAAAUAGGUUAAGUAAGUACAUUUAAAAUUUUGCAAGAAAAUCAAAUUUUUUUCAACAAAAAUGAUUUUGAGCAAUGUUGUACAAUUCUGAGUCACAAUUAUUAGGUCAUGGUUUUUGAAAUGCGUAUUUGAAAAAAAGUCAUGCAACCUAUCGAAAGGGUAAGAUCUAAAAUUUUUCAAGAAAUUCAAAAAUUCGAAAAAAAAUUUUUUUGAACAAUUUUGUACAUUUUUCAGUCAGAGUUGUGCGAAAAUUUUUGAAAUAUUUCAGAAAAGGUGUCAUGGGACCUAUCUGAAUGGGUUAAAAUUUCGCGAUAAAAUCAAAAAUUUACAUCUCAACUUUUUUUGAGCAUUUUAGAAGAAUUUUGGGCUUAAAAUGGACCAUGAUUUUCAAGAGUUUGAAAACAAUUGUCAUGUAAAUUAUCUUUUGAAAAAUUUUGAGACUGAAAUUGAGUGAAUUUUCGGGAUAGUUAAGUAGGUAUGUGAGUUUUUUAAAAUAGGUAGCCCAAGCCUUUAAAUUCCGAAAAGCUUUAAAAAAAUUUGAUGAAAAUUUUUUCUCAAAAAUUUUUUACUCAUUUUGUUAGGUCAAGUACAUGGCCUUUUUUUCAAAAAUCCUGAAAACACGAUUCUAUUUUGCUUCAAUAUUCUUCAAAAAUGCCUUAAAAAUAUUUUUCGUCGCAAUAUUAUUUGAAUUUCUCGCAUUUCAGCCAAAUUCAAAAAGUCUUAUGUCAUGACAUUUCUUUUAAAGCCCUUUUUGUCAGUUGAACUGUAGACUAGUACUUCUUCAGAGUGUAGGGGCGAGAGAAAAAUAAAGGGGAGGGGGUAAGAAAAUUUCAAAUUCAUCGAAUACAAUUUUUGUCCAGGUUGCUCUCUUGAUAAUUUUACUGCUCCGCCUCCCUCUAAUUUCAUUUCCCUCAUUUUCUUUUUUGGAAGUGGAAGGAUUUUCAGAUUUUAGUGGUGAUGGGAAAAUUUGCUACGUUUAAAAAAUCCAAGAUUUCAUGCUUGACAUUUUUCACUGAAAACAAUAAAAAAUUCACGAUCAACUAAAUUCAAACUCUGAAUAUCUUUUGGAGGAAAUGUCUUUUUAAUUUAUUCAUCUGUAUCCAAGUAAAAUUAUUGGAACAAAUCAGUGUUGCCAGCAAAGCGACGUGAAGAAAUAAAAUCAUGUUUAAAUUUUGCAUUUAAAUACCUAUUUGUACUUGAAGCAGUCUGCCAAUUAAUUUCUUAACGACUGAAAAUAGCAAAAUGAAUAGUUCUAAGUUUAAAAUUUCACUUUGUUCAUUUACGUCGUGUUUUUUUUCGUUUCAAUUUUUUUAAUUUUUUGUUUCCUUUAUUUCGUUUUCAAUUCAUCUACAAUCUACAUAAAUACGUAAAAAAAUGUGUUUUGUAAAAUCGCUCUAAAGUCAAAAGAUCACCAUUACUGAUUUCGAACUGCAGAGCGUUUCAAUCUUUUAGAUAUCGAUUUAUAUAUUACCUAUCAAUAAGACAACAAUCUAUAUUUUCCUUCUUCGUUUUGUUACUUACUCGAAUACUUACCUACUUUUCAUACGAACUGUGUAUUACUAUAAUAGGAAAAAUUUCUAGCUCGUUAAGAUAAGUUACUCGUAUUUACAGUAGGUAUACUUACAUAAAAUUUACAUAUCACUACCAAUACGGAGAGAUCUUUUGGCUUAAUAUUGUCAAGCUUUUAGUACCAUUUACAUUAAUAAAAUAGGUAUAUCUAUUAGAUAUAUAUUUUUAAAAAUUGUUAUAUAGCAAUACGAUGGGAAAAGGCGCAAUUUUUUUUCUUCUUUUCAAAUUCUGUAAACCCGAAAGGUAGAAAACAAGAACGUCGGGGUUCACCAAUACAACGCAGCAUUCUCAAAAUGUUGCGUAAUUUACCGAAAUUGUUUAUAUAAUAUUUUCUUACCAUUAAUUUAUAAAUGCGGCUAAAUACCUCGAGGUAAUCGAGGGUGUACAAAAAUGCGUCGAUAUGCCUGUAAUUAUACGCUUCGAUAUUUACCUAAAGAAAAAAAUUUGUUUCUAUUUUUUUUUUUUUGAAUUGAAUUUUUAAGUAGAUGAUGAUGAAAAAAAAACCUGAAUGCGACUUAAAAGUCGAUAGUACCUAUUUGUAAUUGCUACAAAGCCAGGUUACAACUUACGAGUAGUUUAAUGCUUUGUAUAAACAUACGAGAAAAAAAUUUUCUCUUUUUCAUUAUUAAUUCAUUACGUAAGAAAGCUAUUAUUUUUCUUUUCAAUUUUUUUUUUGUGAUUUACCUAAUCGUAUUAUGUGAAAUUGUAUAAUUUUAUGGAAUUUUUUUUUGUAGUUUAUAAAGCUGCGCGCGCUUAUAUUCGUUAAAAACAAUGAAAAUGUUUCCUCUACUAAAUGAAAAUAUAUCUGUUUGGCGAA